ACGUGGUUGUUGGGACGAUACAGCUUCCCGCCAUGUCAACAACCUCCACCAUUUUUCAAGCCCAAGGCGGCCGAGUCUCAUCCUUCACCCCGCUCUCUUCCUGAACCAGGUUGAACUCUACCUCGACCAUCUUGCCCACUCACGAUGGAUCUGGCAGACAAGAGAUAUCGCGGCGGAGAGCUUCUGGGCGUUGACCUCGGCUCGUGGACACUCGCGUUCAUCGCCGUCGCCCUUCGUGCCUACACCCGUCUCCGGGUCAGGAGGGACUGCUUUGGGGUUGACGAUAUCCUGAUGUUCAUCUCGAUGGUGUGCUUCACGGUAUACGUUGCCCUUUCUAUGAGCUGCAUCCACCACGGGACUGGCCAUCGUGACAAUGACGUCCCUAACGCGAAGAGCAUUACAGAGGCCAGAAAGUUCUGGUGGGCCUGCUACCACGCCUACACCUUCACCAUCUUGUUCGCCAAGCUAUCCGUCAGUUGGUUCCUGCUACGCCUCACGACCAUCAACAAAAUACACAGACGCAUCAUCCACGGUGCCGUAAUAAUCACAAUCUCCAAUAGCAUAGCUUUUUUCCUUUUUACGAUAUUCCAGUGCACACCGAUCUACUACUUCUGGGAUCACUCACAAGAAGGUGGGAAAUGCGUUAGCACCUCGGCCGUUCUCGCCGUAGGAUACACGUGCAGUGUCUUCAAUAUCGUUACCGAUCUCGUCUACGCGCUGCUCCCAGCUUGGAUCAUUUACCAUCUCCAGAUGAAGCUCAAGACGAGGAUCGCCCUCAUGAUACUGAUGGGUAUGGGAUGUCUUGCAAGCUGCGCAGUCAUAGUCCGCAUGCCAUACCUCGACCAGCAAACCAGCCACCGGAACUCGAACUCUCUCUACCUCGCAACCAACGUAGCUAUCUGGUCCAGCGUGGAACUAUGCCUGGCCAUCACGGCAGGUAGCCUGGCCACUCUGCGCCCGCUGAUCAUCAAAGUUGGCCGCAAGCUCGGGUUUGCCAGCGCUACGUCCGCGUCCGCAUAUGAUAUUGAAUUUGGCCCGAGUGGACCUCUGGUGUUGCUCAGGGAACGCACCAACUCCAUGUUCUCGAGGAGAGGACCGUCGACGCCUAGUAACGCUGUCCUGUUGGAGACCGAGAGGGCGGUGCCGUUUGAUGGGGCCCAUGCAAGUUGAGAUUCUAGUAAAAAACAGCGAAAAUAAGAGUGAGACUAACCAGAGUUCUUUCGAGCAGUUCUCCAGACACGUUAUUGUUACGAGAUCCGUCGACAAAGACCCGUCGUUUGAAGGA
This is a messenger RNA of Neurospora tetraspora, 1285 nucleotides long. RefSeq lists its product as uncharacterized. The coding region runs from base 145 to 1170 and encodes 341 amino acids. NCBI's taxonomy places the organism in Eukaryota, Fungi, Ascomycota, Sordariomycetes, Sordariales, Sordariaceae. The transcript is spliced from 3 exons. The record is from RefSeq and is a predicted model, not a curated record.